Cercocebus atys (sooty mangabey) is the source of this 2232-nucleotide messenger RNA. It is a transcript of the gene HINFP, whose product is annotated as histone H4 transcription factor. Gene Ontology annotation, molecular function: RNA polymerase II cis-regulatory region sequence-specific DNA binding; DNA-binding transcription factor activity, RNA polymerase II-specific. Gene Ontology annotation, biological process: anatomical structure development; regulation of transcription by RNA polymerase II. Lineage: Eukaryota; Metazoa; Chordata; Mammalia; Primates; Cercopithecidae. The transcript has 10 exons. The coding region runs from base 122 to 1675 and encodes 517 amino acids. The record is from RefSeq and is a predicted model, not a curated record.
GUCAGUCGGAUCCGAGAACGACGAUUGGCUUUCCUUGACCGUCCCUCAAGCACCUCCCCGGAGAUGGUCUGAGGUGGGAGAAGAGCUGAAGAGACCCGGAGCCGACGGAUGGGUGAAGGCCAUGCCGCCUCCUGGGAAAGUUCCUCGGAAGGAGAAUCUGUGGCUCCAGUGUGAGUGGGGGUCCUGCUCCUUUGUGUGCUCAGCCAUGGAAAAGUUCUUUGAGCAUGUCACUCAGCACCUGCAGCAGCACCUGCACGGCCCUGGGGAGGAGGAGGAAGAGGAAGAGGAGGAUGACCCACUUGAGGAAGAAUUCUCCUGCUUGUGGCAGGAAUGUGGCUUUUGUUCUCUGGACAAUUCUGCUGACCUCAUCCGCCAUGUCUACUUCCACUGCUACCACACCAAGCUGAAACAGUGGGGGCUGCAGGCCUUGCAAAGCCAGGCUGACCUCGGCCCCUGCAUCCUGGACUUCCAGAGCCGGAACGUCAUCCCUGAUAUCCCUGACCACUUCCUGUGUCUGUGGGAGCACUGUGAGAGUUCCUUCGACAAUCCUGAGUGGUUUUAUCGGCAUGUGGAAGCACACAGUCUGUGCUGUGAAUAUGAAGCAGUCGGCAAGGACAACCCUGUGGUGCUGUGUGGCUGGAAAGGCUGUACCUGCACCUUCAAGGACCGCAGUAAACUUCGGGAGCACCUCCGCAGCCAUACCCAGGAGAAAGUGGUAGCCUGCCCCACCUGUGGGGGCAUGUUUGCCAACAAUACCAAGUUCUUAGAUCACAUCCGUCGCCAGACCUCAUUGGAUCAGCAGCACUUCCAGUGUUCUCACUGUUCCAAGAGAUUUGCCACGGAGCGGCUGUUGCGGGACCACAUGCGCAACCAUGUGAAUCACUAUAAGUGCCCUCUGUGUGACAUGACCUGCCCGCUGCCUUCCUCCCUCCGCAACCACAUGCGCUUUCGUCACAGUGAGGACCGGCCCUUUAAAUGUGACUGUUGUGACUACAGCUGCAAGAAUCUUAUUGAUCUCCAGAAGCACCUGGAUACCCACAGUGAGGAGCCAGCCUACAGGUGUGAUUUUGAGAACUGCACCUUCACUGCUCGCUCCCUCUGCUCUAUCAAGUCCCAUUACCGCAAAGUACACGAAGGAGACUCUGAGCCAAGGUACAAAUGUCAUGUGUGUGACAAAUGCUUCACACGGGGCAACAACCUCACCGUGCACCUUCGCAAGAAGCACCAGUUCAAGUGGCCCUCAGGGCAUCCCCGUUUUCGGUACAAGGAACAUGAAGAUGGCUAUAUGCGGCUGCAGCUGGUUCGCUACGAGAGUGUAGAGCUGACACAGCAACUGCUGCGGCAACCACAGGAGGGAUCGGGCCUGGGAACGUCGCUGAACGAGAGCAGCCUGCAGGGCAUUAUUCUGGAAACAGUGCCAGGGGAGCCAGGACGUAAGGAAGAGGAAGAGGAGGGCAAGGUUGGCGACGGGACAGCCCUCUCAGCCUCUCAGGACAACCCCAGUUCUGUCAUCCAUGUGGUGAAUCAGACCAAUGCCCAAGGCCAGCAAGAGAUUGUCUACUAUGUGCUGUCUGAAGCCCCAGGAGAGCCUCCCCCAGCCCCUGAGCCACCCUCAGGGGGCAUCAUGGAAAAGCUUCAAGGAAUAGCUGAGGAGCCAGAGAUCCAGAUGGUUUGAAGGCCGCAGAGCCAGACCAUUUCUUCUCCAGGUCCUGGAGUUUGAGCCAGGCAAGUGGCUGUGCCCCUAGUGGACAGCCGUUGCCAAUGGAUGCCUUUAGGAGUGGUGCUGAGAGCAGUGUGGUCCACUCUGGUCUGGGUUUGCAUCAUUCUAUGGACUCUAAAGACUUCCCUUUUCUGCCAGACUGCAUUUUGUGGGGAGCCUGAGGACUUUGGAUUCUUUGAGGGGAUCCUAGAUGUGUGUGUUCUUGUUAAAGAGGCUCUUAUCAGGCUUAACCAUAACCCUCAAGACAUGCUUGACGGUGAUUAAAUCCUUAGCUCACAUCCAUUCCCAUCUUUAGGGCUCCUUAGGCCCAAAGAUGGCAUGUGACUGGUCCCUACAAGGGUCCUUUCUUUGUUGCCAGCCAAGGCAUUGAGAACCAAUUAGCCAUUUUCCUCUUAAGGUUUCCUCUACAACCCCAAGGACUUUCAUGAUUAUCCUCAGGGACAGGAUAGGAGGCAUUGAGCGUGUUUAUUAACAAAUUGUUUUUGGUAAUAAAAGAAAUGCUUGGACUCUUA